Molecule: messenger RNA, 2190 nt
Organism: Hemibagrus wyckioides
Lineage: Eukaryota; Metazoa; Chordata; Actinopteri; Siluriformes; Bagridae
Product: probable E3 ubiquitin-protein ligase TRIML1
Exons: 7
Coding region: 193-1824 (543 amino acids)
Molecular function (GO): protein binding
Source: RefSeq, a predicted model, not a curated record
GCACAGGCACAGGCACACACACACACAGUUAAGGAAACAUUUGAUCAAAGGGGUGUGUUUUGUAGGUGAAAUGAAACUCAGAAACUCUACUAAUACAGAUGAUGAUCAGAAUAAGACAGGAUAAAGACAGGCAGCCAGAGACGUGUAAGGGAUCAGAACUUCACCAAGAUUACGUUUUACCACGAUCUUACCAUGACUGACUUCACACCCCAGCCACCAUCCUGCAAUUCUCCACAGAACACUCCUGAAUCCAUCAUGCAGUACCUCAAAUGUACUAUUUGCAUAGAUGUGCUGAAGGAGCCUGUCACUACCACCUGUGGUCACACCUUCUGCAAGUCCUGCCUCGAUCGCCACAUAACCUUUAAUGACCAAAGCUGCCCAUUAUGCAAGAGUCAGCUGCCUGAAAUAAAGGUAAACAUUGUCUUAAAAGAAAUUUUGAAGGAGCUCCAAAAACCCCUCAUGCAAAGUCCAGAUGAGUUCACCGGCAAGCCGGGGGAGGUCCCCUGCGAUGUCUGCAAUGAGGGUCCCAAGUAUAAAGCAGUAAAAUCCUGUUUGAUAUGCUUGUUGUCCUUCUGCAAAAGACAUCUUAAUGGGCAUAAGAAGUCACGUUUCAAAGGGCAUAAGCUGGUAGCGCCAGUGAAUGACUUGGACCAGUGGGCAUGCUUGGUCCACGGCAGGCCUCUGGAGCUCUAUUCAGGCAGUGAGGGGAAGUUAAUCUGCAGCCUCUGUGUACAAGAAGGGACAAAUAUGGUGUCUGCGGAAGAUGAAAAAGACAGAAAACAGGCAGAGCUGUGCACUAAAAUAAGCAAGAUUGAACAGGGAAUACAGCAGAGAAAGGAGAACAUAAGUGAGUUGGACAAUUCUGAAUCGGACUGCUUGAACCUGAUUAAACAGGAGACAAUGGACAUUAAAAAUGUUUUCAGUGCCAUAAAGGAGGCAAUAAAGAAGGCAGAGGUUGAGGCACUAAGACCUUUAGAAGAACGGAGGAAGCAGGUGGAGCAGGAGGCAAAUGGCCUGAAAGGGGAUUUGAUGGGUAAUAUCAAAACUUUGAGUAAAACCAUCUCAGAUCUACAAAUAUUGAGAGAUGAAGAAGACCCUGUCUUCUUUCUACAGAAUUAUUCAUCCACUACAGUGGAAGAUGUUAGCAGUGACUGGACUUCUGUUUCCUUGGAUACUGAUUUGAGCUUUGGCACAAUAAGGAAUACAGAGGUGACCAUGAUGGCUAAUAUUAAGGACGAGUUUGAGAAACUCUCCAAAAUAGAAGUUGCAAGGGUUAAGAAAUUUGGAGUGGAUGUGACUCUGGAUCCAGAUACAGCUAACGCACAGCUCCUAAUUUCUGAUGACAUGAGGCAGGUGCAAAACUCUGAGGAGAAAAGGGAUGUAUCCGAUUGCCCUGAGAGGUUUGAUAUGUUUGGCAGCGUUCUGGGACAGAACCGCAUGACUGACAGUAGGGCAUUCUGGGUAGUGGAGGUUGGAAAUAAAAAAGGCUGGGAUAUUGGGGUGGCAAGAGAGGAGGCUAACAGGAAGGGGGCAAUCACCCUCAAACCAAGCCAGGGAUACUGGGUGAUUGUGCAUUAUAAUGGCGACAAUUACGCAGCUCUGGAAGACACUCCCACUCUGCUGUCUCUUUCAAAUGCACCCUGUAAAGUAGGAGUGUUUGUAGAUUAUAAUGAGAAGUUGGUCUCCUUUUAUGAUAUGGAAGCAGAAACUCAUAUAUACUCGUUUACUGGCUGUGAUUUUGGAGCAGUAAUUAGGCCUUACUUUAGCCCCCACAUGAAAGAGGAGGACCCGUUGGUCAUCUGCCCUGUAAAUCCCAAUGAAUAAUAUCUUGAUUUAAUGAGAAACAUGAUUUUUGAGCAACUGUAAAAUGUAAAAGCUAGGCAUUAAAUUCCAGAAUUUCAGAAUGAAGGUUAAUUUUGUGAAAUAUUGUGAUUUUACUGCCAUUAUUGAAAUUUAUAUGCAAUCCAUCUGGGGUUUUUAGGUUUGAAAAUUUUUUUUUUAUCUUUCCUGGCACCUUUUCCUUUCAUAUUUGGGGUGAUUUUGCAAAUAUGGUACAGUGGAUCUGAUGGUUGAUGAUUUGUGAUGCAAUUGUAAAAAAAAAAGAAAUGCACUGAAGCACAUUUAUAUGUAUAAACAUUCAAAAAAGGGCACUAUUUUUAUUUACUACUAAAUAAAAUAUUUUACCUAUUA